This is a messenger RNA of Lactuca saligna, 1183 nucleotides long. NCBI's taxonomy places the organism in Eukaryota, Viridiplantae, Streptophyta, Magnoliopsida, Asterales, Asteraceae. The record is from the annotation of a GenBank genome assembly.
GUCCAAAGGCGUAGAACAAAAAACAAGCUGAUGGAGAAAUAUAUGGAACAGAAAAACGUUGUAAUCCGAUAAUCACGAAUUCAUGAUUAAAAUCCCUUCUUUCUUCACAGAAUCACGCCUAUCAAAGUAUCAAUCGAUCGAUCGGAUUCUGUCAAGAUUUUCGCUCUCCUCUCCUCUCCUCUUUAUCCCAGUUCUCACUUCUCACCAAGGCCGAAUUUGCUGUUUUCAGUUUCUUAAUUCUCCUACUCGAGAUAAUGACUUAAUUAAACGGAAGAUCGGAAAUCGAAAUCGGAACGACGAUCGGUUGCGCGAAUUGUAUUAUGAAAGAGUUACAUUAAAAUGAUGCGGAAAUUUUCGGGUUGUUACACCUAACAAGAAAUCAGAAGAUGGUUCCAACACAUAUGCAACAAACGAAGAAGUUGAUGUGAAACUAAUGUAUCCCGUCCAUGAUCCAAACCAAAAUUGGAAGAAGAUGGUUCCUAUACUAGUGUAGAAAUGCAAGAAGGUUUUCAUUGAUUAAGAUUAAAGGUACUUUGGUUGAGCAUUAUGGAAGGUUGUAGCAUUAUGGUGAGGAGAUUAUGAGGUCUAACCUAGGGUUUAUGGUAAGAAUGGAUGUGGACAUCAUGCCUGACUCAACUAUAUAUUUUUCAAAUACUAUGUCUGCUUCAAAGGUGUUAGGGACGGUUGGAUAGAGGGAUGUAGAAAGGUGAUUUGUGUAGAUGGCUGCUAAUUGAAAGGCUUGUGUAAGGGUGAGCUUCUUGUAGUAAUGGGUAGAGAUGCGAAUAACAACAUCUACCCUAUCACGUGGGCUGUGGUAAAUGUUGAGAAUAAAGUUUAUUGCAAGUGGUUUCUUGACAUUCUCAUGGAUGACCUUGGAGGGGGAAAUGGUAGUGGACUUACUAUCAUUUCAGAUGAACAUAAGGGAUUGUUAGAAGUUGUGAAAGAAAGGAUUCCAGAAGUUGAGCAUAGGCAAUGUGCUAGGCACAUAUAUGCUAAUUUUAAGAAGAAGUUUGAUGGUGAACAUUACAAAAAAUUGUUUUGGGCUGCCGUAAAUAGUACCACUAUACCACAGUUUGAAGAAGCCAUGGAUGCAAUUAAGAAAUUAAACCCCAAUACCUAUGAUCAUCUUAUUGAAAGGGAACCAAAAUAUUGGUCAAAGGCUUUCUUUGUAGAAGGGAGCUAG